Torulaspora globosa is the source of this 4647-nucleotide messenger RNA. It is a transcript of the gene PEP1, whose product is annotated as type I sorting receptor. Gene Ontology annotation, molecular function: protein binding. The coding region runs from base 1 to 4647 and encodes 1548 amino acids. Gene Ontology annotation, cellular component: Golgi apparatus; membrane. Lineage: Eukaryota; Fungi; Ascomycota; Saccharomycetes; Saccharomycetales; Saccharomycetaceae. The record is from RefSeq and is a predicted model, not a curated record. The transcript has a single exon. Gene Ontology annotation, biological process: protein targeting to vacuole; Golgi to vacuole transport; Golgi to endosome transport.
AUGAAUUUAGCGUGUCUUGUAGUCACGCUUGUGAUAGCGCUGGCGCGAGUUUGCUAUGCUGACGGGUUCACGCCACGGGUUAGCAGGAUCGCGGAGGGCGCCGCUUUCAGCUACAACAUACAGCCUUUUGACGACUCUACGACGAUAAUCCGGUCUUUGCAGUCUGGGAUAUCGGUUAGCAAGGACAAUGGUAGGACGUGGAAGCGGAUUAAGAAGGUGAAGGCGGACUACGCGUAUGUGGACCCGUUCCAUAGCCACAGCAGGGCGAUUGCGAUGUCGUUCGACAAGCCGGGGCAGAUCUACAUCACUGACGAUAUGGGAGAAAGCUGGAAUAGGGCUGUCAUGGAUCUGGAGUACGGCGAAAAGUCGUCGGGGGGCUGUGUUUUGCUCACGCAUCCCAGCAGUGGAGAUUAUCUGAUCGCGCAAUGCGACGUGUGUGAGAGUUUCGGAGAGGAGAAGGGCGGCUCGGAGUUAGAUAGCGAGCCGGGGAACGAGGAAGACGAGUCUGGGUCUUUCGGAUGCAAGCGUUACUCGCUUAUAUCGAAGGACGGCGGCAAGAGCUUCCAGCGGGUUCGGGCGUCGGAAGAUGCGGAUGUAGUGUGCUAUUUUGGCGCGUCCUCGCCGCAGUCCUCGCUUGUAGAGGACGAGAAGACCGUGUACUGCCUGGAGCGCGUCGGCGACUCCGAUGGCGGCGGGCAGCCCGGGGCGGAUGUCCGUUCGAGGUUGUUUUACACUCGGGACUUUGGUAAGACUUGUCUCGACGUGGAGCAGUUCAAAGACAUGAUGAUUAGCUCGAUUCUGGUGCUCAAGUCGUUUCUUGUUGUGUUUACGCAGGAAGACAGGUUCAACGAGUUCUCGAAUAAGGAGGUUUGGGUAUCCGCUGAUGGAACUUUGUUUAGGAAGGCUCACCUGCCCACGCAGCUGAGAGAGGUAGACGAUUUUGGUGUGUUCGAAGACUCCCUGGGGAAGAUAUUUCUGCCGAUAACGACCGGGGAAAACUCGCGGAAAUCGUCGCAGGUGUACGUGUCUGAUUCGCAGGGCUUGAAAUUUUCAGCUAUCCCGUGGACUACAGAAAACCCCGAGGGCUUCGUUAUGAUUGCGGAGUCCGAAUACCUCCCAGGAACGCUGUUAGCGCAAUUUGAGGGCGUAAGAAGAUCGUCAAGCGAGGCGAAUAAGCCUCGUAUGAGAGCAAAGACCAAGAUCUCUUUUGAUGGCGGUUUCAGUUGGAAUAACCUAAAGGUUGUCGAUGAUCCUGAGAACAAGAAGGAUUACCCUUGUGACAUCGACGACGUAGAAAAUUGUUCCUUGCACGUUCUUUUUGCGUUCCAGUCGCAGCCUGGCGCAGCUCCCGGCAUCAUCAUGAAACUGGGCGUUGUUGGCGAUGGAACUCAAAUCAAUUUGGAAGAAGCGGACCUGUUUCUAUCGACAGACGGGGGUCGCACGUGGAAGAAGACAGCGAGUAGCAGUAUAUCUCUUUUCGCGUUUGGGGACAUGGGGAACAUUAUGGUCCGGUGCCCGUUCGAUCCCGAUCGCGACGGCGAUCCUCAGUCGGAGUUCUACUAUUCGCUGGAUCACGGACAAACCUGGAAUGAAUAUCAGCUCGAGAAAGCCAUUAUACCAACUGAGCUCAUCUCCACGACACCUGACGGUUCCGGCGCUAAUUUCAUUCUUAAAGGCUUUGACGGGAAACGAAAUUCGAACUUCUUAUAUGCCAUUGAUUUCAACGAAGCCUUUGACGGCAAGAGAUGCGGAGACGAUGAUUUCGAAACCUUUUAUGUCGCCGACGGAGAAUGUGUGAACGGUGUUAAACGUAAGUACAGCAGAAGAAAGUCGUCGUCUUCCUGUCUGAUCCGCAAGCCGUUUGUUAAUCUGGAGUGGGAAGAAGAGGUCUGUGAGAUAUGCUCAGCAAAGGAUUAUGAAUGCUCCUUCGAGUUCUCAAGAAAUGCCGAUGGUCAAUGCGAACUCGAUUACCAACUCUUGAGCGUCUCCGAUGUGUGCAAAGGCUCACCAGAGGGACAGCUGACGUUAAAACCCAUGCAGCUUAUGAGAGGUGACAUGUGCCACCGUGAGCUUGACAUAACACCUGUGGAGGUCUCAUGUGGAUCACUCUCAGAGCCAGAACAGCACGCCAGUGAGGUUUCGGUCAAGGAGAAUGAGUUUGACUCAAAUAUUGUUUUCUAUCAAUACUUUGACACUAUGGAACACGAAACAAUCGUUAUUGGCACAAUGAAGAAUGAUAUUUACAUCUCUCAUGAUUCCGGACAAACUAUCAAGAAAUUUGAUAUGGAUGAUAAGAUCAUCGAGGUAGUCUUCAAUCCAUACUUCAAUUCAUCAGCUUAUUUUUUCGGUCUGAGCGGUACACUUUACGUCACGAAAGAUAGAGGAAACUCUUUCCAUGAAACGAAGCUGCCACAAGCCAGACAACUUGGAUUUCCGCUUGAGUUUCAUGCUAAAGAUGAGAACACUUUUAUCUACUACGGUGGGAAGGACUGCGACUCUAUGUUUAGCCCAGAAUGUCAUGCGGUUGCAUAUAUAACAACUGAUGCGGGGCAAAGUUUUAGAGAACUUUUGGACAAUGCAAUCCAUUGCGAGUUCAGUGGCUCUCAGUUCGAAUCUCCUUACAACGAAAACCAAAUUUUCUGUCAAGUCAAAGAAAAGCACUCGCAAACAAGAGCAUUGGUCUCUUCGAAUGAUUUCUUCAUUAAUGACAAGACAGUGUUGUACGAAAAUAUCAUAGGCUAUAUGUCAACUGGUGAAUUUACAGUCGUUGCCAUUCCACACGAAAAUGGGGAACUUCGUGCGUAUGUGACUGUAGAUGGGCAUGAGUUUGCAGAGGCAAAAUUCCCAAUGGAUGCUACAGCGGAGAAACAAGAGGCUUUUACUGUUCUCGGCUCACAAACUGGAUCAAUUUUCUUGCAUUUGUCGACAAGCAACAAAAGAGGGGAAGAAUUUGGAGUGUUGAUGAAGUCGAAUUCAAACGGGACUUCGUUCGUCACCCUGGAAAAAGCAGUUAAUAGGAACCAGCAUGGAAUGGUGGAUUUCGAGAAGGUUCAAGGACUAGAGGGAAUUAUAUUGGUCAAUACCGUUUCCAACCGCGAGAAUGUUCUGCGAAAGGGAGAGCCGAAGGAACUUCAGUCACGUAUCACAUUCAAUGAUGGUUCUGACUGGUCUUAUAUAAAGCCACCAAAGAAGGAUUCAGAGGGGAAGCGUUUCGAUUGCAGUAAUAAACCUUUAGAGGCAUGCGCAUUGCAUCUUCAUAGCUAUUCUGAAAGAACGGAUAUCAGAGAUACAUUUUCUUCUGGUUCGGCACUCGGUUUCUUAUUUGGUGUUGGAAAUGUUGGAAGCCAUCUGCUACCAGAGGAUGAGUGUUCCACUUUUUUCAGUUCUGAUGGCGGUGAAAGCUGGAGAGAGGUCAAGAAAGGAGCUUAUCAAUGGGAGUAUGGUGAUCAUGGAGGGGUUUUGGUUCUGGUCCCCAAAAAUGUCCCCACUGACAUUCUAUCUUACUCCCUAGAUUCUGGCGAAACUUGGAAAGACUUUAAAUUUACCGAAGAGAGAACAAUCGUUCAAGAUAUUGUUACUGUACCCGGGGACUCGGCUUUGAGAUUCCUGCUUCUGUCUCAGUCGACCUCUAUUAGAGGUGGGUCUACUAAAACAUUUUCCAUCGAUUUUACUGGGAGCUUCAAGAAACAAUGUGCCUUUAAUAGGGAAGACCCCGCCCAUGACGACUUCGAUUACUUACCUCUAGGUGAAUCAGGAACAAAAUGCUUAUUUGGCCAUCGAGCAAAGUACCUAAGAAAGAUUAACAACGAGUGCUAUGUGGGCAAUGUGCCUUUGUCAGACUACGUGCAAAUUACAAACAAUUGCUCGUGCACUAGACAGGAUUACGAGUGCGAUUACAAUUUUGAGCGCUCGGUAGAUGGAACAUGUAAACUAGUGAGCGGGCUCAGUCCAAGUGAUCCGUCGGACAUUUGCAGGAAGUCUGAUGCGGUGGAGUAUUUCAAGCCCUCAGGUUACAGAAAAAUUCCACUCUCUACUUGCGAGGGGGGCUUGAAACUUGACGCGGUAUCUGACCCAAUUCCUUGUCCUGGCAAAGAAGCCGAAUACAACGAAAAGUACGGAAUUCAUGGAUCUUCGUUCUUUAUCAUAUUCUUCGUUCCGUUUGUUAUUGUUGCCCUGCUAGCGUGGUUUGUGUAUGAACGUGGAAUCAGAAGAAACGGCGGAUUUGCGAGAUUUGGCGAAAUUCGGCUGGGAGACGAUGGUUUGAUUGAGAAUAACGGCACCGAUAGAGCAGUCAACCUAGUCGUCAAAUCGGGACUCUAUGUGGUUUCCGGCUUUUACGCGGGUUAUCUACUUGCCAAGCGGUCACUUGUAAACGCAGCUGCAAAAGUGAGCGAGAGAUUUGGCAGGAGAAGAGGCCCUACAUAUUCAUCAUUACUACACGACCAAUUCCUAGACGAUGCAGAUGACUUACUAGAGGGACACGACGAUGACGCGAGCGACCUGGGAAACUUUUUGGAAAGUGAAGCAAACUUCGAAAUAGAUGAAGACAAUGCAGGCGACGCUGUCACUCAGCAGCUGUACUCUGACGAGAUCCCGCCAGCUGCAGAGGCGGAUGAUAACCAUGGCGGCCAAAACGAAGAGCUGUAA